AUGCAAUUCAAUCUCUUUCCAUCACUCAUUCAUAUUUGGUGCAUCGUGUUUGUCUUUCUCAUCAUCGAAAACAGCGGCACUACUGCAAGCGACAAGGACAUUGAGAAACGCUUACAAGCUGAACUCCUCGCAUUAGGAUUUCCCAAUGGACAAUUGCCUACACUUGUGCCUGCUCUGGGAAAUUAUGUCGAUGUUGUCGAAGUCAACAAACUCUUGUUUCUCUCCAGUGCCGCACCGCAAACGCCACAAGGUACUUUUGUCAAAGGCCGAGUUCCGAACGAAGUUAGUGUGGCCGAUGCGAUAACUGCUUCCAAACUAGCAUGUGCACGUCAAGUGAAUAGAAUGAAAACCUAUCUAGGUGAUCUCAGUAAAGUGAAGAAAAUUGUCUUCAUCAAUGGUAAGGUACAAUCACAGUCUGAUUUUACUAAUCAUACUGUUGUUGUCGAUGGAUGUUCGACGUUUUUGGUCAAUGUGUUCGGUGAGAAAGUCGGCAAACAUGCACGCACAAGUGGUGGAUUAACAUCUUUACCAUUCAAUGUUACGAUCGAAGUUGAAAUCAUCGUACAAAGGAAAUAA
This is a messenger RNA of Adineta ricciae, 576 nucleotides long. Lineage: Eukaryota; Metazoa; Rotifera; Eurotatoria; Adinetida; Adinetidae. The record is from the annotation of a GenBank genome assembly.